Procambarus clarkii (red swamp crayfish) is the source of this 1405-nucleotide messenger RNA. RefSeq lists its product as uncharacterized. NCBI's taxonomy places the organism in Eukaryota, Metazoa, Arthropoda, Malacostraca, Decapoda, Cambaridae. The record is from RefSeq and is a predicted model, not a curated record.
GUAAAGGCGGAGUGCGGCGGGCUGGUUGCUCACUCCUGAAGACGACACCGUGGUGGCCGUGACUCUUCUACCUGCUCCUCCACCCAUCACACACAACACACCUCAAGAUGAUGACCCGUCAGAUGAUUGGUGCAGCCCUGGUGACGCUGCUGGCCACCUCCCUCGUCACCUCCACCUUCGCCGCGUCUGUGGAGGCGCAGGAGGCGCAGGAGGCGCGCAAAUUCGUCUCUAAGCCCAACGAUAUCAAGAAGCAGCAACAGCUGCAGCAGGCUAACGUUAAGAAGGAACAACUGCCUAAUGACGGAGGGUUCAAGUGGGGUAACCUCCUGGGCAUGGUGAUGCAGCUCUUCAUCGGAGGACCUCAUGCUGGACCCAACGGCGCUUCAGACAAGAUGGACUACCUCACCCAGCUCACGACAGGAGAGUUCUCGUGGUCCAAGUUGUUCUCCCUGGGUGUCCAAAUGGUGCUCAGCGUCUUGGGAGGAGAUAAUGGUGCCAUUGACAAGAUGGACGGUGGAUCUCCAGUUGAGGGCAUCCUGACUGCUGUCAUCUCCUACCUCACCGGCUCCAACGACCCCAAGGAAGUGGGCGUGAUGGCCAAGCAGGCGUCUGAGCUGUUCGGUCUGGUGGUGACCCUUCUUGAUGCCCUGCGCACCAGCUUCUCCCAGAGGUCCUUCGAGGCCAGGAGCCUCGGCACCACUGAUCCCCUCGCUGACGCCGCCGUCGCCGCCACCACCAUGUUCAAAAGCUACAUCAAGACCUACGAGACCGAGGACGACAUCUGCAUGCAGAAGUACCUGUGUGAGGCCAACUCCGACUGUGUCUACGGCACCGGCGACACUGGAUACCUCUUCUGCCAGAUGGGAACUUAUGGCGUGAGCUACUUCCUGGAGCGUUCCACCUACACUCCCUUCGAGAUCUACAAUGACGCCGGCAGGAGGGGACGAGUAGGCGAAAACUGCCAGGAGAUCUUCAAUGAGUGUAACGACUUCUAAAAACUGGUUGAUGCAGGUGCGAGAAGCUUGUGGCUGGAGGUAGCCUCGUCCACCGGCCAGCACAUCACUCUCCGCCAGGAUCACCCACUUGCCCCCCAAACUCUCAAAAGAUCAGUGUCUACCUUCAUAUUCAACUGACCCACGCUACAUGUUGUAGAUAUUUUUUUAAUUUACAGCCAUUACUGUAAGGCUGCAAUAUAUUUAUUAUUUUGACUGGAGCUCUGAAGUUCUAGAUGACAUAGGCAUUGACCAUUACAAGGCCCACAACACACCCACACGGCCUAACCAACGCACCUCAAUGCCAACCAUCACUAUAAUGGUUACCGGCGCACCCUUUAACUAGACAUUGUUACUCGUUUGUCCAAGUUAGAGCUAUUUAUUUUACAUUUAUUUAAACAAUAUAUAUAUAU